Rhinichthys klamathensis goyatoka is the source of this 1621-nucleotide messenger RNA. RefSeq names its product calcium-binding protein 7 (gene cabp7a). Gene Ontology annotation, molecular function: calcium ion binding. The transcript is spliced from 5 exons. The coding region runs from base 668 to 1315 and encodes 215 amino acids. The record is from RefSeq and is a predicted model, not a curated record. NCBI's taxonomy places the organism in Eukaryota, Metazoa, Chordata, Actinopteri, Cypriniformes, Leuciscidae.
UACUCUAUUUGUUUGCUAAAGGGGAAAACACACGAUUUCUUUAGAGGAACCUCUCAACUACACACGCGUAAAGCGCAUUUUUAACUCCUUGUUCCUGGCGGUGCGCAUAUCCAACAAGUGCAUGCACGAAGCUCAACUGCUGUGUCUUAAAAAGCGAUUGAAGUGCAAACAGAUGGAGAUGCCUGCCUAGCGACCUGGAGCUCGAAUCGAUCCACGCAACCUCGCCAACACGCACAUACUUUGUCGCAGUGAUAAAAAUGCGCGUUUGUUUGAUGCGCGUCGAGUGAGCUGCUGGAUUAUGUGGAUCUGUUAGUUUCCCCGCCGAUGGAGCCGCCGUAAUUCGUUGUUUUGUUCAUUUUUACAACAAUCUAGAGACCGGGCGGUUCGCUUAUAUUUUGACGGUCCGAACCCCAAAAGCUUAGCCUACAUAUAGUCCACCCGUUGACCUCCGAAGACUUGUAAAUCCUCACAACUGGUUUCUUGGAGAGGGCUGCGCAAUUGCGCACGCUGUGAGAGUACUAUCGGCGCUUUCCAUGGAAUCCACUCCACCCGUGAUCUCCACUGAGGUUUCGGUCCGAUCUGAUGUGGGGUAAAAAGUUGCAGUCUGGACAGUAAAUCACAUAUAUGAGGAUCAUUACACACGUGCUGGUCAACACAAAGCGCAAACAUGCCUAUGCAUCCGGUGACUUCCACUUUGAUGUACCGGGGGAUCUGCACCAUUCCAGAUAUCCUGUCGUACCGGGCACCGGUCAACCUGCCUGAGGAUGAGGUGGAAGAAAUCCGGGAGGCGUUUAAGGUGUUUGAUCGAGAUGGGAAUGGCUUCAUCUCAAAGCAGGAGCUCGGCAUGGCCAUGCGUUCUCUAGGGUACAUGCCCAAUGAGGUCGAGCUAGAGGUCAUCAUUCAGAGACUCGACAUGGAUGGAGACGGCCAGGUGGAUUUUGAGGAAUUUGUUACUCUCCUGGGGCCCAAACUCACGGCUGCCGGGAUGCCUGACAAGUUCCACGGAACCGAUUUUGACUCUGUGUUCUGGAAGUGUGAUAUGCAGAAGCUGACUGUGGAAGAGCUGAAGAGACUCUUAUAUGAUACUUUCUGUGACCACCUGUCUAUGAAGGACAUUGAGAAUAUCAUCAUGACAGAGGAGAAUCACAUCGAAAAUCCUGGGGACUGCCAGGUUGACAUUGACACGGAGAGUCCAACCCAGCAGGUGAAGCAAACAUGCGUACGGAAGAGUCUGAUCUGCGCCUUCGCGAUUGCUUUCAUCAUCAGUGUCAUGCUCAUUGCAGCCAAUCAGGUGCUUCGCAGUGGCAUGAAGUAACGUAUGGACCGCUCACAACAUAGAUUCAAUUCAACAUAUGACAGUGACAAAAAUGGCUUAAAAAAACAAACACGCACACAUGCACACACAAACUGGAGCAACUGAAAAGUUCAUUUAAUUUACGUGAAAUCCAAAUGUGGUGACUGAAAUAUUUUCGAGACGAGCUACACUGGACAGUUUGCCCUUCCACUGGACAUAGCUUUUUUUUUAUUUAUUAUUUGACAGCAGUUUCAAAACAGAAUGCACACAAAUAUGUAAAACGCACACAUACUGUGUCUUACCCCCAAUGAAAAGUACAGGAAAAGA